AUGUGGGCUUCUGCUGUGCUCCCGCUCGUUGCGGCGUCUGCAUUCGCGCAGUACAGCACGGGGUCGCCGUCGCCAAACGGAACCACUGGCCCUGACGCCGACGGCAAGUACGAGAUCUCGGCCGAGGGCAUUCGCGCGACCUUCAUCCCGUACGGCGCAUCCAUCUCCAAUCUGUUUAUCAACGACACGAACGGCAUUGAACGCGACAUUGUCCUCGGCUUCGACAACGCGAGCCACUACUCGGUCGACCCCUUCCACCCUCAUCUGGGAGGUGUGCCUGGACGCUACGCGAACCGCAUCAAGAACUCGACCUUUACCAUCGACGGCGUCGACUACCAUGUUGACGCUAACGAGAACGGCGGCGCUGAUACCCUGCACGGUGGAUCAGACGGUUGGGAUUUCCGCAACUUCACCGUCGUCGCGCACACCGCCGACUCCAUCACCUUCUCUAUCGUUGAUCCUGACGGCAAGGAGGGUUUCCCUGGUGAGGUCGUGAGCUACAUCACGUACACUGUGACAGCUUUCACAUGGAAUAUCAAGAUGGUGGCUCUUGCGACUACCAAGAAGACGCCUAUCAUGCUGAGCUCCCACACCUACUGGAAUUUGGACGCCUUUGCCAACCCUGAAACUGCCACCACCGACAAUCACACUCUUCACCUGCCCUACUCUGGCCAACGUAUCGGCGUAGACAACAUCCUCAUUCCCGACGGUACCAUCCUCCCCAACGAGAAGUACUCCGUCAACGACUUCUGGUCGUCGCCCAAGCAGCUCGGCGCGAACUACUCUUCACCCGAUAUCAAGAACAAUUGCGGCUUCGGCUGUGUUGGUUACGAUAAUGCUUGGCUCGUCAACCGCGCUCAAAACGGCCCAUACGACUGGCGCAAUGAGGGCCCUGUUGCUACGCUUGCUAGCAACUUCACUGGUAUCCAGAUCGACAUCUUCACCGACCAGGAUGCGUUCCAGGUGUACAGCUGCCCUGGCCAGAAUGGCUCCCUCCCCAUCAAGUCUACCCAAGGAUAUGAGGGACGUCCGCGCGUUGUCGAGAAGUACGGCUGCGUCGUCAUGGAGGUCGAGGACUGGAUUGACGGCAUCAACCACCCCGAGUGGCAGCGCGAGAAGAAGCAGAUCUUCGGCCCCGGUGACGACCCAUACGUUCUCGAGGCGAAGUACGUCUUCUCUGUCAACUAA
Molecule: messenger RNA, 1188 nt
Organism: Didymosphaeria variabile
Lineage: Eukaryota; Fungi; Ascomycota; Dothideomycetes; Pleosporales; Didymosphaeriaceae
Exons: 5
Coding region: 1-1188 (395 amino acids)
Biological process (GO): glucose metabolic process; beta-D-galactose catabolic process via UDP-galactose, Leloir pathway
Molecular function (GO): carbohydrate binding; aldose 1-epimerase activity
Source: RefSeq, a predicted model, not a curated record